Molecule: messenger RNA, 2569 nt
Organism: Lytechinus variegatus (green sea urchin)
Lineage: Eukaryota; Metazoa; Echinodermata; Echinoidea; Temnopleuroida; Toxopneustidae
Exons: 5
Coding region: 71-1549 (492 amino acids)
Source: RefSeq, a predicted model, not a curated record
UCUGUUUCAUGAGAGUCUCAAUAAAGACUAGGAAUGUAAAUAAAUAAAUAAAUUAUGAAGAUGCCGAUCGAUGAUCAAGAUGGCUGAAUUCCGCGGAUUGAAAUAUGAUAAAUUAUCGUAUUUCAGCACACUUUGCUUUAUAAUUUUGAUAAAUGCCUCAAUAACAUUCGAAGCUUUAAGCCCUAGUUAUGAAAACGUGACAGAAUCAAUUGAACCUGGUUAUUUAUUCGCCAAGUUUGCUUCGAAGUUAUCGGCACUCAAUUUCAGAGUCGCCCGUCGCAGCAACACCGAUGCACAGACGCAGACUGACGGGGGUCGUGGCCGUGCCCGUGGACCUGUGGCUGGGCAGUGCAAGAGCCAGCUGCGGGAAGACAUUGCAAGUGAGAUCGGACCCUGGACAAGUCGCACGCCAGACCCAGAGGACCGGGGACGCCGUGCCUUGAAACCAGGUAGGGCCUCUUCUGCUCAGCCUGCCAGCACAGUAGCGGUCAUCCCGUCUUCUGUCUUCAAUAAUUCCCAGUUCCGUCAAAUGAUCAGGUCGCAAUGCAGGAGUGAAUUUCCAAAUUGCUACAGAAACAAAGCCAGCGUACUCCAGAAGGUGGUUACAGACUAUGCAAACUUUGCGAAAGGAUGGCUGCCAAAUUGUAAUAUCACCCGAGAAUGCGCAAGCAUGGCAGAGCGAGGGAGAACAGAAAAGUGGUUGAAAUCAAGAUGGACGCGCAUAGCCACAAACCGAUCAGCGAAUCUGCCGGUCUGUUAUGAAAUGGAGGAUUUGGAAGAGUUAUCGCCAGAACGGGUGGAUGGAUGGUGGUUUGAUUUUUGCUGCUUUACUGGAGCUAUCUGCAAUCCAUUCACCCCAGCAGGAUGGGGCAAGCUUUUGGUUGGGGACCCUGAUUCUGCGCAUCAAGUGUCUCAGCAUCUGAGUAUCCUGCAUAACUCAACUUGCUCUCCAGAGGGCAGCAGACCGGUUGGAGAAGUGGGCCUGGGAAGCUGUGGUAUUGAUACCAUUGCUGCAUGGAAUGUGCUCAGUGGACCAAACCUUGCAGAGAUCCAGUCUGAGGCUGUGUCAUCUCUUGUUCAUUGUAGCCCAGAAAUGUGGAUAAAUCCAGUGAGAACCUUUGAGGCUCUGUUAAACAAGCUUACAGCAUCAGAAGUCAGGACUGUCCAUGCCAUGUUUGAUGCCCAUAUCAGUGCACAGAAAGGAUUGACCUCACCGCAGAUAAUGAACUCACAUUCCAGUUCUCCCAUUAUGAAGCGGCACGAGUUUGAGCUGACCCCGAGGGCGGUGUCCGGUAUCGUGGUGGUGAUCAUCCUCAUCUUCCUGAGCGUCUUGGUAGCAUCAUGGGCCAUCUACCAGAAGGUCCAGUCCUGGAGACAUCCCAGGAACCACAUCCAGUACGCUCCUAUCGUCAUGCAGGAUGAUUUCCUGGAUGUGGGCAGCCAGGAAGAGAUGGAGACCAUAGGUUCUUGGAGCAGGGUAGAGGACCUAGGACCUGACUCGGAUACAGAGGCGGGCCGCUGGGGUCGUGGAGAAGGUGGGACAGGGUAACGAUAAAUCCAUUUGGAUUGAUGUCAGUUUUUAUCCCUUUUUUUAAUCUUUUUUUUAAAAAGCAAUUUUGUACUUAUUUAUUCUAAAUUAACAUACUGCUGGGUCCUGUGGCAGAAGAGAUACCAUUUAUUGUUCAAUUAAGCAUAGUUUAGGUCUGUGACAAACUAUGUACAAAAAGUGACAAUUAGUUGUACAUGUAGCAUAUCUCUUAUGUUACUUACACCCACUCAAGUUUCAUGUAUAUACAUAUUGCUACACAUACAUGGCGUGAAAAGUGAACCCCCCCUGACAAUACAAAGCCAAUGAAAUUGGUAUCUCUGUGAAAGUGCAAUACUAGUCUUUUUUCAACUAUUAAUUUAACAUUGACACCAACGAUGUAUACUUUAGCUGUGGAAGUUCUGAGCAAUGUAAACUUUCUUACUUGGUGGUAGAGUAACUGCCUAGCAAGUAGAAGAUGUCAUGUUCUGCAACUUAUAUCUUACCAACAGCUUUAUAAAAUGGCCCCCAGGUAGGAGAUUUAUAAAGCUAGUUCUAACAAAUGACUGGUGAUCCUUUCUUUUUUUUUCAUUUCAUUUAUUGAUUCCACUUUUAAAACAAAUAUCAUAAUAUACAUAACAAAUGUAUUCAUACAUUACGUCGAACCCCGUUUGGAGAAAACUGCAAACUGCGGUAUUAGACCCCAAUUUGUGUUUGAAAUCAUUUCCAAGCCCUGGGGGCCGUUUCAUAAAGCUGUUCGUAAGUUAAAAGCGACUUUAAGUUUAAGAACGACUGGUGAUCAUCGCCAAUGGUGUGUACCAUUUACCGCAAGACAGGAUCACCAGUCGCUCUUAACUUACGAACAGCUUUAUGAAACACCCGCCUGAUCAACCCUGCUUGGCCAGGUAAUCCCGCCGUCUCACCACAGGCCAGAUUAUGAGCGUUGGGCCAGGGACGAAAUGAUAAGCAACAGCUGUGCUAUUAGGUAAAAGACUUAUCUGCCUGUAGUAGGACCUUCGGAAUGAAAUUAUUGUAUUCGAUAUU